Molecule: messenger RNA, 836 nt
Organism: Oreochromis niloticus (Nile tilapia)
Lineage: Eukaryota; Metazoa; Chordata; Actinopteri; Cichliformes; Cichlidae
Product: cell surface A33 antigen
Exons: 5
Coding region: 1-657 (218 amino acids)
Cellular component (GO): plasma membrane
Source: RefSeq, a predicted model, not a curated record
AUGAGAUGCAAACAUGUCGUUACCUUGAUUGCCACCUACUAUCAUGGCCCUACCCGCGUCACUGACAUAGACACUAACUAUAAAGGUCGGGUGUCUCUGGAUGUAGAUGUCACUCAGGGAAAGGCUAACCUGAAGCUUUUCUCCAUCUCACUAGCUGACAAUAGAAAUUUUCAGUGUCGUGUGCAGAUCCCAGGUGACAGGAGGGGCAAACAAACUGCCAUCACGAACUUGGUGGUUCUAGUGGCUCCCUCUAGACCCGUCUGUAAGAUCCAGGGUACAGCACAGUAUGGCCAGAAUCUCACAUUAACCUGUGCGUCUGCAGAAGGAUCUCCAACGCCCACUUAUAGCUGGAAACGUUAUUGUGAGCAUAAUCAGCCAGUUCCUCAAGACCCCCAAACCACUGACAAGGACGGCAUCCUGUCACUGUACAAUAUCUCCAAAGGUACAUCAGGACUUUACGUCUGCACCUCACAGAACAAGCUCAACGCUGCUACCUGCAACCUCACCAUCUCGCUCAUGCCAGAGCGAGAGGGCGAGAGAGAGGCAUCCAUGAAUGAUAUUACCACUGGAGGAAUAAUAGGCAGAGUUUUUGCUUACCUGGUCUUUCUCAUUAUCAUCAUCAUCAUCAUCUUCUUCUUCUUUUGCCAAAAUAAAUAGCAAUGAGAAGAAUGACACUGCAGGGUAAUGUUCCUCGUUCUGGAAGAUUCAAGCAUCUUUUUAAAUAAUUUUUAUGAGACGACUGGGAGAAAGAAGACACUUCAGGAUCCUUUUCAGAGGAGCAGGGACAUUCAGUGCUUUCUCCCCCCUGUUCUUUCAACCCCCCCCCCCCCCCCCCC